UUGCCCCAGCUACCACAGCUGCCCCAGCUACCACCGUUGCCCCAGCUACCACAGCUGCCCCAGCUACCACCGCUACCCCUACCACCGCAGCCCCAGCUACAACAGCUGCCCCAGCUACAACCGCAGCCCCAGCUACAACCGCUGCCCGAGCUACAACAGCUGCCCCAGCUACCACCGCAGCCACAGCUACCACCGCAGCCCCAGCUACAACAGCUACCGCAGCCCCAGCUACAACCGUUGGAGCUACAACCGUUGGACCUACAACAGCAGCCCCAGCUACAACCGUUGCCCCAGCUACAACAGCUGCCCCAGCUACCACCGUUGCCCCAGCUACCACAGCUGCCCCAGCUACCACCGUUGCCCCAGCUACCACAGCUGCCCCAGCUACCACCGCUGCCCCAGCUACAACAGCUGCCCCAGCUACCACCGCAGCCCCAGCUACCACCGCAGCCCCAGCUACCACCGCAG
Molecule: messenger RNA, 468 nt
Organism: Archocentrus centrarchus (flier cichlid)
Lineage: Eukaryota; Metazoa; Chordata; Actinopteri; Cichliformes; Cichlidae
Product: protein PELPK1-like
Exons: 4
Source: RefSeq, a predicted model, not a curated record